This is a messenger RNA of Cetraspora pellucida, 180 nucleotides long. Lineage: Eukaryota; Fungi; Glomeromycota; Glomeromycetes; Diversisporales; Gigasporaceae. The record is from the annotation of a GenBank genome assembly.
AUGGAGUUAGUAGAAAGGAUCAUAAGGGCAAAUGAAUCGCAAAAAUUGGAUAUGUUGGAACGAAUAAUUCGAACAAACGAAUCAAAAAUAACUGAAAAACAGAAACAUACUAUAAAUUAUAAAUUUAUGGUUAGAAAGUAUAAUCAUAGUCCAAGGCGGAUUAGAAUAAAUGCGGAGAAG